This is a messenger RNA of Eimeria tenella, 2562 nucleotides long. Its product is annotated as axonemal inner arm I1 intermediate chain dynein IC138, putative. Gene Ontology annotation, molecular function: dynein light chain binding; dynein heavy chain binding. Bases 1 to 2562 code for a protein of 853 amino acids. Gene Ontology annotation, biological process: cilium movement. The record is from RefSeq and is a predicted model, not a curated record. Lineage: Eukaryota; Apicomplexa; Conoidasida; Eucoccidiorida; Eimeriidae. Gene Ontology annotation, cellular component: axonemal dynein complex. The transcript is spliced from 13 exons.
AUGGCCACCCACAGACCCAGUCUGACGGCCUCGCAGCCCAGCAGUGCCACCGGCAGAGCCUCUGUUCUUUCCCGACGCACAUCCGACUUCAAGCAGCAAAACACCACUCGCCGAGCUUCAAUAUCUCGAGAAACUCCAAUUCCCAAGACCUCUAGGGCUACCGACAGCCUAGAAGGCCCCCGCGCCGGGGGGGUGGAGGCUGGCGGGGAGCUGCUGGUGGAGCUGGAGGAGACGGAAACUUUGCUGCUGUUCAGUAAGGCCUCGAGCUGCGCAGUGUUGGGUUCUGAAGAGCAGCAGCAAAUUGCUGCUAGGAACAAGGCCUACUUGGAGCUGCUGGCAACUCGUGCUGCAGUGCCCCGCAAGUUCAAAACCGCCCACACCCAAACCCUAAACCCUCAGCAAAAGCUCAAAGCUGUGGCAACAGACUCCAGCGCCCUGCUUUCUGCUGCAGUCGCCGCCACCCCCGCGGACAUACACGAUGCGCUCGCCGCCAAACCCCGCAAACUCACUGAUGACUUCAGAGACACUUGGAAAAAAGCAGCAGAAGAGUUUGCUGCUGAGGGUUUGAAGGCCCCAGGGACAUUCUUGUCUCUGGACUGGCGACUUUGCGCAGCGCGGGACCGCCCGCGGUCUUCAGGCAGCGCGGGGGGCCCCUCGGGGGGCCCCGGGGCCUCGGGGGCCCCCGGGGCCCCCGGGGGCCCCGGCGGCCCCGGGGCCCCCUCCAGCUCCCCACAUGCUUCUCUCUCGCGCAAGUCCGACUUUAAUGCCUCUCAGGCGCAGCAGUCGCUAAAAGCCAGAGGAAGAGAAAACACAAAACGUGCUGCUGGAAGUUUGUUGAAUAAGCGCAGCACUGGGACUGGGGAGGGGAACCGCGCAGACACAAGACAAACAGAUGGCUCUUCAUCAAAUUUUGCCCCCCGGCGCUCGCAGCGGCAAGUACUUGAGGAGACAGAAGACUCUUUUCUCGAGGAAAGCCAAGAAGCCACAAGUAAAGAAAUCGACCCAAAGGCCGGCUGGAAGAUGGCUGCCGACAGGCCGCUGCCAGCAGCACUGGCUGCUGCUGCUCUGCGGAUCGAAGCUGCUCUUUGUCAGCAGCAGUUUCACAAGCAGCAAAUGAUUUACAGAAGCUUCAGGGCGCUGCAGCUAGCUGAAGAUGCACUUGAACCUCAACUCACAGACAUGGGGCCCCACACGGGAAUUAGGACAGGUUUUGGAGUAGAUGCGGAGGAGAAGCAGCGGGACGGGUCUGACUCCGACGAGGCAGAAGACGAGCAGCAAAGCGGGGGCAGCCGGCAGCAGCUAAAGGAACUGCUGGACUUCGAUGGCCGCGCGCUGUGCGACGGCCACGGGGUGAGGGCUCUGGCAUAUCAUCCAGUGCACAAAGACACUCUGUGUGCUGCUUACAGCAGCCCCGCGUACGACUGCAGCAAGCGGCGGACUGGAAAGCUGCUGCUCUGGUCCAUUGCAAAUCCGCUGCAUCCUCAGCGAGUCAUUAACUGCAAGACAGGGGUAACUACUGUUGAGUUCGGGCCUUCGCAGCCCAACCUUCUCGCAGCUGCAACAACAGCAGCUGCUGCUACUGCAGCACCGGCCAGAGCGGGGCGAGCAGCAGAGCUGGCGCUGCUGGCCUUCUGCAUCGCAGCAGCAGUUGCCUGCAGCCCCAUCGUCCUCGGCGAACCCAGCAGCAGCGACACCAGGAGCAGCAGCAGCAGCAGCAGCAGCAGAGGCCGUCGCUUGCAUGCGCUGCUGCUUGCAGGGGGAAUGGUGGACGGUGGGGUUGGUGUUUGGGACGUCCGAGUGCCUCGCGAUCAGCCAGUGCUGCACAGCGCCGGCAGCGAAGGAGUGCUGGGCUGCCAGCACUCGGACACUGUUUGGGACUUGAAGUGGAUUUUAAAGGAAGGGACGGAGGGCCUUCUUACCACAGGGGGCGACGGACAAGUCCUUCAGUGGAGCAUGCAAAAAGGCCUGACGCACUCGGUGGCGAUGGUGGUGCGGCGGACUCCGAACGCGCAGCUGCUGCAGGUGACUGCGCGCAAAAAAGACAUGAGUCGCAGCCGUUUCUUCAGCUACGCCUCGGGACUGUCGCUGGACGUGGCGGCCCACGGCGACGGCAGCAGCCUUUACUUCGUCUCCACCGACGGCGGCGCAAUUCACAAGUGUUCGUUGGCUUACAACGAGCAGUUCCUUGCCACUUAUUUGGGCCACAAGGGCCCUGUCCGCACGGUGCGGCUAAGUCCUUUCUCCCCGAACUUGUUGCUGAGCGGCGCCGCCGACUGGACUGUGCGGCUGUGGCCAGUGGCCCGCAGCGAAGCGGAGGCGGAGGUGUUCAUUUCUACGGAGGCGCCCAGCGCGGUCAGCGACGUUUGCUGGUACGCACCUUGUGCGCCUGUGGUGGUUGUGGGGGACGACGAGGGCUGCAUAAGCCUCGUGAGCAUCGAAGAGGAAGCUGUUCCUGCUUACUCUCGACAGGAGCAGCAAGAACGCCUAGAGCAGGCCUUUCAGGCCAGGGCAAGCCAGCACCAGAGAGGGCCGGCUCAAGAGGCCUCAGCAGAGGCUUCUUGA